AUGGAUCAUGAUACCCAGACCUCCUGGACCGGCGAUAUCCAUGGCGACACCUCGGCCAUUGCGAGCGACGCCUUCAAGGCCGCCAAGACACACUUUGAGCAGAGCAGCAGCCUGAGUGACCAAGAAAAGAAGCUUCUGGGCGGUUCGUCCUCUAUCGAAGACGUGCAGCAAAUAGUGGCCAGCUUGGUAACCAAGUAUGAGUCCAAGAGCGACUCAUCAAAAACGCGAAGAUGGCUUCAAAGGACCUCGGAGACCAUCUGCCACUACGGAGCGGCCCUCGACGUAUUUGUUCAGCAAAAUCCCGAAUACGUCUCCCUGGUCUGGGGCACCUUCAAGCUGUUAUUUUCCAGCGUGGUAAACCAUGGCGAAACGCUCAAGCUGCUGGCCAAGGCCACAUCUCAGAUUGCGACGCGCCUCCCGCGGAUCAAGAUGCUGUCCAGGUUGUAUGCCACUCAACACAUGCGGGAGGCCAUCGAGAGUCUGUACUCGGCAAUCCUCGAAUUCCUUCUGACUGCCCACUCGUGGGUAGGCGAGUCCAAACUCCGACAUAUCUAUCACAGCCUCACACGGCCGCCUAAACUGCAGUACGCCAGCGUUCUCGACAAAAUCGUUGACUGCUCAAACAACAUUUUUGAACUAGCUACUCUUGGCUCACAGGUGGAGGUCCGUGCUAUGCAUGCAUCGCAAGCUCAAAAACUAGAUGGCAUCCUGUCGGCCCAGCAUGCCGCAAAGAGAGAGCGAUCCAGUCAUCAGGACGGCCUCGCCCAGAUUGCUUCGCGAAUGGAGAUCUCGGGCAGGAACCACGAGAAUAAGUUGGAUCUGAUCGUAUCGCUGCUGGGGGCACAUAGUCUAGACCUCGAGCAGCUUUUGCUAAAGGCAGAAGCGAUCCGUAGUCUCCAGACAAGCGCCCAGCUCGACACCAACCAGCAGCUCUCUGGGCCCCAGCUGGAACAGAUCCUGACCGCACUCUCCCCAGCCUUUGCGGAUCCCGAGCAAGCCUACAAGCACCACCUCCUCCUGCGCAAGCGGAGGGCAUCAGGCAUGGGCACCAGGACCUCCACCAACCCGUUCUGGCUCUCCCCAACGCUGGCGCAGUGGUCGUCUAGCCGAGGCUCGUCUCUGGCCGUCAUCAAGGGCGCCUUCAGCUCGCGCCCGGCCAUCCUAGACUUUGGCACCAGCGUGAUCCAGAGCUUGUCCGCCUCGGCCACGCCCACGCUGUGGGUCUUGCCGGGCGCCGGGAAGCCGGCGUCCGGCUCCGGCAUGCUCACGCCGACGGACCUGAUGAAAUACCUCACUUACCAGGCACUGCGGCUGAGCAGCCGGGCGCGCGCCGCCGCCCCGACGGAAGCGCACAUGGCCCUGCGCCACUCGCACUUUUGCGCGGCCGCGACGGCAGAGGAGUGGUUCGGCGUAUUUGAGCGGGUCAUUUCGAGCAUCCCUGGGGAGCGGGUCUGUCUCGUCGUGGACAUGGCGGCAGUGUGCAACGAGUUGGCGCCGGGCACGACACCAGGGGCAUUCAACUUCAUCCAAGAGCUGCAUUCACGCAUGGUGAGAAGUCAAGACGACGGUGCGUCGAGACGCGGAAAGACGAGGGUCAAGGUGGUUCUUCUUGUCUAUGAAGCCAGUGGGUCUGGCCAGCUGCCGAAGGGGGUCUCGGAUUUCGUCGUCCCAGUCAAAGUAACAAGGUCCAAGGCGCCGAGGGCUAGCAGGGGGAGGUUGAGGGGUGGUAGGCGGUGCUGA
This is a messenger RNA of Gaeumannomyces tritici R3-111a-1, 1740 nucleotides long. RefSeq lists its product as hypothetical. Lineage: Eukaryota; Fungi; Ascomycota; Sordariomycetes; Magnaporthales; Magnaporthaceae. Bases 1 to 1740 code for a protein of 579 amino acids. The record is from RefSeq and is a predicted model, not a curated record. The transcript is spliced from 4 exons.